GGCGAAAGUCUCCCCGCCCUGUCGCUCCAGAUAAACGCCUCCGCUGCUAUCGAGUUAGGCACGAAUACUCGCCCCCUCCAUUUUAUUCCACAGUAACAUACAGACAUGGGCACGCGAACAGAGCGCGUGUUGUCGGACGCCGCCGACAAGGUGGCCAAGGCGGAGGAGACCGCACGCCAGUACGAGUCCCAACUGGCCGAGGCGGCGGCGAAGAAACGCCAUCUUGAAGAGGAGAACGAGAAACUGCGCGCCUCCAUCCUCAAUAUGGCACUGCAGAACGCCAGCGUGGACCUCCGUCGCGAACAUGUGCAGCUGCGACAGACACUCGACUCGUACCAGUCCAAGAUCGACCAGAUGCGCGAGAUCUCGCUGCUCUCGGCCAAGGUGGUGGACAGUCGAAUUAAGACCAAACAGGGCCGACAGUACGUCGAGUACAAGCUGCAGAUUGAGACAGACAUCCGAGGCACGCUGGUGUUGUGGCAUCGAUACAGCACCUUCUUGAACCUGGCAGCAACUCUGAAGGCAAAGAAUCCCAACAGUGAGCACGAUAUCCCAGAGCUGCAGACUCAGAGCCUCACGGGUUUCUUCUCGGACCAGCUCAUCAUCGACCGUAUUGCCAAACUCAACGAGUUCCUGGACGUGGUGACCAAGGCCGACGAGUUCCAGUGGGGUAUCCGGAUAGAUAAGGACACGUGCGUGUACAAGCGCAAGAGCAAGCGGUCGUACAGCGUGGGCUCGAGAGAGAGCAUCUCGACUCUGACCCCCAGUAUGCGCGACAGCAUGUUCAUGCCCGCGUCCUCUCGAGCAUCCACCAUCUCCAUGGACUCGUAUUAG
Messenger RNA from Phytophthora infestans T30-4, 834 nucleotides. Its product is annotated as myosin-like protein. The record is from RefSeq and is a predicted model, not a curated record. Lineage: Eukaryota; Oomycota; Peronosporomycetes; Peronosporales; Peronosporaceae. Gene Ontology annotation, molecular function: phosphatidylinositol binding. Bases 106 to 834 code for a protein of 242 amino acids. The transcript is spliced from 4 exons.